Messenger RNA from Cottoperca gobio, 4377 nucleotides. RefSeq names its product homeobox B2a (gene hoxb2a). Gene Ontology annotation, molecular function: RNA polymerase II cis-regulatory region sequence-specific DNA binding; DNA-binding transcription factor activity, RNA polymerase II-specific. The record is from RefSeq and is a predicted model, not a curated record. Gene Ontology annotation, biological process: regulation of transcription by RNA polymerase II. Gene Ontology annotation, cellular component: nucleus. The transcript is spliced from 2 exons. Bases 2453 to 3748 code for a protein of 431 amino acids. NCBI's taxonomy places the organism in Eukaryota, Metazoa, Chordata, Actinopteri, Perciformes, Bovichtidae.
AUCUCCGUUGGACUAACAGACAAUAAAAACACCAAUAAGCAGAGAUUGGAUCUAAUUUAUUGCCUCAUAAAACCAGACGGAGAGCUCGGAUUCAGUCAAUGCUGAGAAGAGUACAGCUAUUACUAUAGAACACGCUCACUGACAUGUACAGAGAUCUGGAGUCAGAACUUAUUAUAACUACUUAAUAAGGCUAUAAUUUUUAGCUAUAUUAGACAGAACAUUUGUACGAAUACAUUUUACUUUAUGUAUUUUACUCAGUAGACGAAACGAAAUGAACUUUUACAUCUGAAGCUUUUUUCUUUUCUUUGUCUCUUACUCUUUUAUUGUUAAACGGAAAUCUUAAUAAGUAGUAAUUGUAUAUUAAAUUAGAUACAAAUAAAACGUAGUUACUGUAAUGAAAAUAAUUAGUUUACCCUCAGUAACUGCGAAACAAAACUGACUGCUGAAUAAAAUAAUAUGAAGUCCCCAUCUUCAGUAGAACAAUCCACGCUUCCCAUGUGAUGACUUCAGCUUCUGUUCUCCGACAAAACUUCCAAUAAAUCGUCAGAACAAAAAAAAAUAGACACAAAAAUAAAUACAUCAAAAAAUGUUGACAUAGUAAAAGCUAGACGAAGAAAUGAAAGCAAACGGUGCAGUGUAUUGUGAUGUUGGAGCUCAGUCAGCAGCUUGUGUCUGGUGUGUGUUCAUGCAGCCUCGGCCUGCUCACUGCCUCAGUGGCCCUCACUCCCACUCACAUUUCUGCUUCUUUUGCCUCUUUUUCAGAGUCAGGGGGCGAAGCCAACUGGCAUGGGAAAGAGAGCGAGAAGGGGGUGCGAGCUGUAUAGCUUGUAUCAAUUUGUAAUUUAUAUCUGAGUCGUUUUAUUUUAUUUGAUCAACAAAUAAAAUAUUUCAGUGUGACGUGUGAGCGUAUUUGCUACGCGUACAAGUAGUGAAACAAUAACAGAGUAGGGCGAAUAAAGGAUCUAAAGGGAGAAAGAGAGAGAGAGAGAGUCAGACUGGAGGUUCUUCUUAUUAUGUAGGCAGAAAGAGGGGCUGCUGUCAGGCUCUUUGCAGGGAGUGAAAGAUUGAUCACCGCACUUUUUCUCCCACUCGGUGCUCCUCGGGACCUCCCCAAAAUAUGCUCUGCUAAACUCCCGAGUUCCUGAUCUUUAUAAAAAUCUACAUGUGCGUCCUGUUGCGUCUGACGGCCACUCAGCACACUCUCACUUACGAUUAGCGUUCAUCUUAUUGCUGCUGUAUUAUUAUUGUUGUACUAAGAAGAACAGGAGGCGCUCUCCCCUCCUUUUGCAGUUGCACGGAGCGACCUCGCUGUGAACUCUCUCUCUCUGCACAAACACACCAAACAUUUUAACACACAUACAUCACAGUGGAGUGAGAGGGUGAGAGAGAACCACUGUAGCUAGCCUGUGUACACAGGGUAUUUAGGGGACAUUUUAUUUAGACAACACAAUGGUUUAAGUCUCUCUUACGCGAACACACACUGACGAAAGCUCCAACAACAAUUUAAAAAACAUAAUCACAAAUACACCAAGACGUCUAUUAAAAAGAAUACACUUACACCAACAGGCUGGCUCUCUGCCUCUGUCCCCAGUUAAAGCUACAUUUGUCUCUCUGCUCUGUUAGAAGCCAAUCUGCAUAAUUUUCACUACCACUGAGUAAAAAUCUCCAUCAUCCUCUCCUCCUGAGCUGCUGCGCCAUCUAAAAGCCUCUCCAAGUUUUCAGUGUCUAAGUUGAGGAUUUUCAGCCUCUGUCACACUUUAUAAGAUUAAUGAGCUGAGUGCUGUAAACAGUAGUUUUUUUUCUAAAGGAGCCAUAUUGUAAACGGUGCUGGCCAGCUCCGCUCGCCUAAUGUUAACCGUCAUUACAUCACCCAGAGGACCGCAACAAUGUCCGAGAGAUGCUCUAUUGUUUGUGUGUAACACGGGGACGGGAUGCGCCGACCCGCCGCCCACACGGCGCACAUGGCGACCGGCAGCCUUGUCGUUUUUCUCCCCAGACGUUACCCCCCCGUUAAGACAAAACAAUAGCAGCUAUCCUGUGAUAUAGCCCCUCUUUCCCACAGCAUUUGGUGGAAAAUAAUAAUGCUGCGUCCCAUAGCCAUCAGCGCCGCCAGGCCCGGGCCCCUGAUUGGCUGUUUUGGGUCACGUGACCAGGAAUUGGCUGCAAUUUCGCCCCAUAGUUCUUCAGUUUAGCCUACCCAGGUCCCCAUACGCCAGUAAUAUCAUCAAUAUACACAAUUAUUAAAUAGACACCGCAUUUACGCCAUUGCGGUCGGGAGUCUACACGCUCGUGCGUUUUUUCAUUUCGUUUUAUUUUUGUAAGAAGCCAUAUUGUGUGUGUGCGUGUGCGUGUGCGAGCGUGCGUGUGUGUAUGUGUUUUGUUUUUUUUAUUUUGGGGAAGGGAUUGUUUCAGGGGUCUCGCCGUUUGAGGUUGAAGCCGGUUUGAGGGAGCUAUGAAUUUUGAAUUUGAGAGGGAGAUCGGUUUUAUAAACAGCCAGCCGUCCCUAGCAGAGUGCCUGACGUCCUUCCCUGCCGUCCUGGAGUCAUUUCAAACUUCAUCAAUCAAGGACUCGACAGUAAUUCCGCCUCCCUUUGAGCACACCAUCCCCAGCCUCAGCCCCUGCACAGCCAGCCAGCCGAGACCGACUGCUAGAAGCCACCAGAACCGGAGAACCUCCGUCACUAAUGGCCUCCAGACGCACCACCGAGCCGCCCAACAGCCAUGCCUGCCCGGCCAGGCCCCGGCACCGGCCAUGGCCAGCCCGGCCGGUCAGCUGGCCCACGAGUUCCCCUGGAUGAAGGAGAAGAAGUCAGCAAAGAAGUGCCCCAAGCCUGGGAGCAGCUCCAGCGGUUGCGGAUCCAUCAUCCCCCCUACCUCGUCUUCGCCGUCGCCGACCGCCCCCGGGUACGCUUCGGCGGGCAUCGAGUCACCCACAGACCCGAGCCAGAGUCUGGAUAGUGGAGCCGGGUCCCGCCGGCUGCGCACCGCCUACACCAACACACAGCUGCUGGAGUUGGAGAAGGAGUUCCAUUUCAACAAGUAUUUAUGUCGGCCCAGGAGGGUGGAGAUCGCCGCCCUUUUGGAUCUGACCGAGCGGCAGGUCAAAGUUUGGUUCCAGAACCGGCGGAUGAAACACAAGCGGCAGACCACGCACCACCGGGACGGCGGUGGUGGAGGAGGACAUGAAUCUAGCGACCCGGGCGGAUUUGAGCCGCUCGAAGGCGCUGAUGCCUCAUCCCCGUACUCAAGCCAGCCGCUGGAAGCAUCUGGCACCGGGGAAGCUACAUCGGACGGUGAGCCGGGGAGCUGCAAUCCAUCUUCGGCCGCUGCACACACCGCCUACACUAAUGACAGCGGGGACAAUGCACAACCCACGCCGGAGAAAAGAGGCCGAUUGAGCCGUCCUGAACGCCCACCGCUGCCAGAGGCAUCUGGCUCCUCUGACUCCCCGCCGGCGUUCACUGCGACGAACUCUGCUGAUAACCCCGGCCUGAUGCAGCUCAGCGAGGCGUCCGAACAGUCAUUCUCUAAGCAGCGGGACUCCUCUAUCAGCUCAACCUCCUCCUCUGCGCCUCCUGCCGUGUCCUCCUCAUCCGCGCUUCCCGACCUGACCUUCUUUGCCGGGGACGCCUGCCUGUCACCCAGCCUGCAGAGUUCCCUGGAUAGUCCGGUGGAUUUCUCCGAGGAGGACUUCGAUCUGUUCACAAGCACACUGUGCACCAUAGACCUGCACAAUCUCAACUUCUGAGUCCAGCUGCAACAUUUAAAUAUAAAAGAAAACUACUAAUAAAAAGGAGAGGACAGACAGGCCUGUGUGGAUGAACAAUCGAGCCGAGGAGACGGCACUCGGCAACAUUCCUGAAUGAAAUUUAUGUUGGUUUUAAAAUAUAUUUUCGUCUUUUUGUUGGUUUUAUUUCGCUGCUAUAAUAUAGUAUGAGAGAUAUAGGUAAUUUAAUUUUUAAACAUCGAAGGGAAUUUUUUUUCCACGAUCGAAACGUUGUGGAUUUUUCUAUCCCCUUGUUCAGGUAUUUAUUGCCUUUCUUGUUUUUGAUCGUUUUUGUUAAAAUUAUUAACCCUUAUCAGUUUGUGUGGAUUUGUUUCCCCUCGUGCAUUUUGGUGCAGCUUCAUGGAUCCUUAAUAACUUCUCAGGAACUGUUCACGGAGUCUCGGUGCAGAUUGCUGGACUGCUUUUAGAAACUGAAGAUCGAAUGAAUUCUCUCUCUCUGAACGAGACAAGGCGAGAGAGAAGCCCUGCUGACGACCCGAGUUUUAGACCCUAGUUUAUUUAUUGAGAUUCUUUAAUAGUGAAAAACAAAUUAUUUAUUGUACAUAUAUUUUCAUAGUGGAAUAAUAAUAAUAAAAACACACAAACAUUUA